GAAGCGGCGAGUCUCCAUGGCGGCGGCGGCGGCGGCGGCUGCAAGGCCGGUGUUCUGGAGGCGCCUGCUGGGCCUCCUGCCUGGCCGCCCCGGGCUGGCUGCGCUCCUGGGGCGCCUGUCCGACCGCCUUGGCAGAAACCGGGACCGCCGGCGGAGGAGGUCACCAUGGCUGUUGGCUCCGCUGCUGUCCCCAGCCGUCCCCCAGGUCCCCUCGCCUCCCUGCUGCCUGUGUCCAGAGGGCGUGCAUCGCUUCCAGUGGAUCAGAAGCCUGGUUCCAGAGUUUGGGGUCUCCAGCUCUCACGUCAGGGUGCUUGCUUCGCCAGCAGAGUUUUUUGAGCUCAUGAAGGGGCAGAUAAGAGCAGCCCAGCGGCGAGUGGUGAUGGCGUCUCUCUACCUGGGGACGGGCCCUUUGGAGCAGGAACUGGUGGAUUGCCUGGAAAGCACUCUAGAGAAGUCACUCCAAGCGAAGUUUCCUUCUGAUCUCAAGGUGUCCAUUCUCUUAGACUUCACGCGGGGCUCACGAGGAAAGAGGAACUCGCGCACGAUGCUGCUCCCGCUCCUGCAGAGGUUCCCGGAGCGGGUCCGGGUCUCCCUCUUCCACACGCCUAACCUGCGGGGGCUCUUCCGGCUCCUCCUCCCCGAGCGCCUCAAUGAGACCAUCGGCCUCCAGCACAUCAAGGUGUACCUCUUCGACGACAGCGUCAUCCUGAGCGGUGCAAACCUGAGUGACUCCUACUUCACCAACCGGCAGGACCGCUACGUGUUCUUGCAAGACUGUCCCGAGAUUGCAGACUUCUUCACGGAGCUGGUGGACGCGGUGGGGGACGUGUCCCUGCAGUUGCAGGGGGACGACACGGUGCAGGUGGUGGAGGGGAUGGUGCAUCCGUACAAAGGUGACCGGGCUGCCUAUUGCAAGGCGGCCAACAAGAGGGUCAUGGACGUGAUCAACUCGGCCAGGGCCCGCCAGCAGCGGCUGCACGCCCAGACCUUCCACGGUGACUCCCUCUGGGCCCAGGAGGACGCGGCGGCCUCUGGUGACCGGAGGCCGGCCCUUGACACCUGGAUCUACCCCCUGAUCCAGAUGAAGCCCUUUGCGAUUCAGAUCGACGAGCUCGUCACCGAGACCCUGCUGACGGAGGCCGAGCGGGGCGCCAGGGUCUACCUCACCACCGGCUACUUCAACCUGACCCAGGCCUACAUGGACCUGGUCUUGGGCACGCGGGCCGAGUACCAGAUCCUGCUGGCCUCGCCGGAGGUGAACGGCUUCUUCGGGGCCAAGGGGGUGGCGGGCGCCAUCCCGGCCGCCUACGUGCACAUCGAGCGGCAGUUCUACAGCGAGGUGCGCAGCCUGGGGCAGCAGGAGCGGGUCCAGCUGCAGGAGUACUGGCGGAGGGGCUGGACGUUUCACGCCAAAGGCCUCUGGCUCUACCUGGCAGGGAGCAGCCUGCCCUCUCUCACGUUGAUUGGCUCUCCUAAUUUUGGGUACAGGUCAGUGCACCGGGACCUGGAGGCCCAGAUCGCCAUCGUGACGGAGAGCCGGGCCCUGCAGCAGCAGCUUCACCAGGAGCAGGAGCAGCUCUACCUGAGGUCGGGGGUGGUGUCCUCCGCCACCUUUGAGCAGCCGAGCCGGCAGGUGCAGCUGUGGGUGAAGAUGGUGACGCCGCUGAUUAAGAACUUCUUCUGAGGACCCGGCAGGUUAAAGGUCCAGACGUAGGUGGGGCCGCGGACGCGUGUUUUGUACACGGGACACUCAUAGACGUUCUUGGUCUCCAUGCGGUCCGCAGGGACGGCCUUGAUGAAGACGACCGGCAUGGCGGGCGUCAGCUCCUUCAGCCGCGCUUCGGCGAUGGCACCGGUCUGCGUGUCCCAGCGAGCCCCUGCAGGGACAGCACGGCCGAGGGGCCCGAGGUGAGGCGGCUGCUUCCCCGCCGUUGUGCUGGCAGUGAGUAGGGGAGGGGCCUGGGCCUGCACCGCGCCCUCGGCUCCACCCGUUUACAGGGGUGGGGCUUCCCGCGCCUCACGUGACAGCACAUGGUUACCCCGCUGGAAGUGCCAGCGGGCAGCGCCCGCCCCGUGCAAAUCAACAGCUCUGCACCCAGGCCUGCUGGGGCCUCUCACCAGACUCUUCCUACUCCCCCUGUCGAGUGAGGCUUCUCUGUCCCGUCUCUAAUUCCAUAAUAAACAUGGAGAAGGCC
Phacochoerus africanus (Common warthog) is the source of this 2195-nucleotide messenger RNA. It is a transcript of the gene PGS1, whose product is annotated as phosphatidylglycerophosphate synthase 1. The coding region runs from base 17 to 1684 and encodes 555 amino acids. Gene Ontology annotation, biological process: cardiolipin biosynthetic process. Lineage: Eukaryota; Metazoa; Chordata; Mammalia; Artiodactyla; Suidae. The transcript is spliced from 10 exons. The record is from RefSeq and is a predicted model, not a curated record. Gene Ontology annotation, cellular component: mitochondrion. Gene Ontology annotation, molecular function: CDP-diacylglycerol-glycerol-3-phosphate 3-phosphatidyltransferase activity.